AUGUUCGAUAAAGGAAAAGAGAAAAAAACUCUCGCUGGAAAUCUUGCCGCAAAUAAGGAUAAGAAGAAGGUCGGAAAUGAAACUCUCAGAGAAACUCCGAGAAGUUUUGGUAGCCGGAGUAAAGAAAAAGACAAGCUUUCUGAUUCGGCGGAAGAAGAAGAAAACAGAGAGAAAGAAGAAGAAGAGAAGAGUUUGGGGUCUGUGAAGGAGGAAGAAGGGAAUUAG
Molecule: messenger RNA, 225 nt
Organism: Arabidopsis thaliana (thale cress)
Lineage: Eukaryota; Viridiplantae; Streptophyta; Magnoliopsida; Brassicales; Brassicaceae
Exons: 1
Coding region: 1-225 (74 amino acids)
Source: RefSeq, marked reviewed